UUUCCAUGCUCUUCGGCUUUUUAGUAAACAUGCCUUCGGGAUGGACUUACCACCACAUGACUUUGUUGAUAUCUCAAGGCAAAUUACCACCAAAACAAGUGGACUUCCUUUAGCUCUUGAGAUUAUCGGUUCCUCACUUUAUGGCGAGAGCAAAAAGUUUUGGAAAGGCACUUUGCAAAAAUUAGAGUUGGUGCCCAACCAAGUUGUCCUCAAUAAAUUAAAAAUCAGUUAUGACAUGUUAGAGCCUCAUCAAAUAGAGAUCUUUCUUGAUAUUGCAUGUUUCUUCAUUAGAAAAGAUAGACUCCACCCGUGUUAUAUGUGGAAAGCUUCCAACUAUUUUCCAAAGAGAGAACUACUUGUCCUUAGUCGUAUGUCUUUGUUAAGGAUAACAAAAGAUGAUACAUUAUGGAUGCAUAAUCAACUUAGAGAUCUUGGAAGAGAAAUUGUUCGGCGCGAAGAUGUCAAUUUUCCAAGGAAUCGUAGUAGGUUGUGGGAGCCCAAGAUUGCCUUUGAUGUGGUUCGGAUGAAAGAGGGGACAUACAAAGUUGUGGCACUCAGAUUAACAAGACUAUACAAAGAGCAUAGUUUCACAAGUGAAGAAUUUUCAAAGUUGCCCAAUCUAAGAUAUCUGGAAUUAGAGGGCGGGAACUUGGUAGGGGACUUUAAGAAUCUUCUCUCCAAGUUAACAUGGCUCUCUUGGAGUAAUUGCCCUUCGGAACUAAACGUGAUGAAUUUGUGUCUUGAGAAAUUAGUCGUGCUCAAGCUUUCGGGAAUUAACAUUACUGAAGGUUGGGCCGGAUGGAGGUCAUGCCUGAUGAGCAAGGACUUGAAAGUUAUAGAAAUCAAUUCUUACCCAGGCUUAAAAAGGACUCCCGACUUCUCGAAAUGUUUGAAUUUGAAGAGAUUGGUUAUUAAACAGAGUACAAACUUGCUAGUGGUUGAUGGCUCUCUCUCUAAACUAGAGCACCUGAAGCACUUCGAAAUCAUCUCUUGUGAAUCCCCGAAGAGGGAUGGUUGCGAACAUUAUCCGGUGCCUUUUGUAUUAGGUAGUCUAAAAUCAAUGUCAAAGCUAGGAAUGAGAGGGAUGCACCUUCAAGAACUUCAUCAUUCCAUUGGACAAAUGACGCGUCUAGAGUAUUUGUCUUUAGAUUAUUGUUCUUUUCUUAAAACACUUCCAAACUCCAUUGGAGAUCUUAAAAUGUUGAGGUGGAUAAGUCUUAUUGGAACUUCGAUAAAGAAGCUACCAAGAACAAUGGGAAAAUUAGUGUCUCUGCUUGAACUAGAUUUGAGCAUGACGAAAAUCAAAAAUUACCUACUUCUAUUAGAAAUCUCAAACGGUUGGAGAUUUUAAGUCUAAACAA
Eucalyptus grandis is the source of this 1361-nucleotide messenger RNA. Its product is annotated as disease resistance protein RPV1-like. The transcript is spliced from 3 exons. The record is from RefSeq and is a predicted model, not a curated record. The coding region runs from base 41 to 1351 and encodes 436 amino acids. NCBI's taxonomy places the organism in Eukaryota, Viridiplantae, Streptophyta, Magnoliopsida, Myrtales, Myrtaceae. Gene Ontology annotation, biological process: defense response.